AUGCUGCUCGGGAGUCUUUUGGCUCAGUGUGGGAGGUGCCCUCAUAGGUCUUUUCUUAAAUCUGUCUUAAAGGUCCAAGAUGAAUUGGAUGACGACGAGCUGAGAGCCUUGACAUGCAAAAACCAGGAAUUGAAAGGGAUAGGGGCCGCUCUCUCUCACAGGCACCUGGGUUCUGUUCAUUGGAAUUUAGAAGAGACCAUUAACGAACUGAAUGCAACCAGGAAUGAGCUGUCAGCUGCCGAAGAUAAUCUGAAGGUGACCAAAGAAGAAAUGGAGAAGUAUAGACAAGUGGAAGACAUGCAACAUCAGCUUUCAGAGGCAGAGUUCACCUUCCAAGGCCAGAUUGCAGUUCAGGAGAGGAAUGCUGUGGCUAACUGGAUGAAAGCUCGGGAUUGGGAGAGGAGGAUAGUGCAGCAGAGCAGGGAGAACGCCUACCUGAAACACAGACUGCGCAUGAUGAAUGGGGAGAGGCUGUCUGAGAGAUCCAUGAGGCAGGAACAGAUCCCAGGAAGGCCUUGGUUGCAAAAGCCUCUGUGGCAAGGUCGGUACAGGUGUGAGAGUGAUUCCUCCUUGCCCAGGGCCCCUCCGUAUGCCCUACCACGUGGGGCAGAAUAUACCAGGCUUUCCUCCUCCUCCUCCCCCUCCACACUGGGGGACCUGGGGGCCUCAGCCCCACCUCGUUCCUCCACCCCUCGGGCUUCCUUUCCACUCAGAAGCCUGUGCAGCUCCACGGGACAAUAGCAACGCUGUGCCCAAGAAGGUCCCAGAGGAGAACCAAGUAAGUACAGGGGUGUUUUCAGUUGUACCCAUUUCUGGAGUCCUGUUCCUCUCUGGGCUGCACCAUCUUCUCACCUUGUGUCUAUUGGCAUUUUGAAGGUAAACACCAUCACACACAGAUCCUACGAUAUACCCAAUCCUUUAUGCAGAGCUUACAGGCUUCUCUGUUUCCAGAUCAUCACCUUAGUUGGAGCCUCCUGACGCCCCAGGUGCUUAGAGGUGAAGGACAGAGGGCAUUGGCCUCAUGUGUGUGUGUGUGUGUGUGUAAAUAACUUGAGGCAGGUGACAUCUCACUCCAUAGUGAAGUCAGCCAGACUGGUCUCCACAGUCUGGCUGACUCCUUAAAAGUUUGUUUUCCCACGGGAGCAGGAGCAUUGUUGGUUUUGGGGUCAGGAGACGAACCUGGGGGGAUGCCUGUAGUAAUCCUCACAGACAGAAAAUGGGAAAAACCAUGCUGUGCCUUGCACUUUGUGCCAGAUGCUUUGGGCAACCUUAGGUGUUGGUGGAGAAGGUGAGUUGUGACCUCCUGUGCUUUCCAAUUGUGCGGACAAAGACGUGAGCUGGAAUCCCUCCAGUUGGCGCCUGGGUGAGAUGAUGGUGCACGCUGCCAGGUGCAGGUGUGUCUUAGAAACGCCCCCCGGAGCAGCAGCCCUGAAGAGGGAAUCCCGGUGACUCCCCUCAGGGCCCACCCCUCACACGUGUUUCAGUUGUGCUCCCGUGAGCGGGUUCAGAUGGGGUCUGGUGGCUGUGCCAGCUCCUAGUGUCUCUCCCGGCCCAUCCUGGGAGCGUCACAUGUGCUCUCCAGACACACUGGUUUGCACUUGGGGUUGGUGAAUCGGCCCCUCAGUGGUUCUCAGCACCAAGGACUACGCAUUUGCUCUGCGCCUGAGCUGAGGAGAGUCCGAAAGUCGGGGACGCGGAUCCACAGAGCUGGUCUCGCUCACUCGUAGGGGUCGUGCUUCUCUCAGAAAUCACUCUUGCAGGUCCGCUGCAGGAUCCAGUAAUUCCCCUCUCCUCGGUUGUGUCUUUGGCUGUGGACAGCCUUGUGGAGACUAGAAGACCCCCUUGCCAGGGAGGGAAGUAGACAGUGCAGCAGGGGCUAAUGGGCAGAAUUUUGACUCAUGAGGGGCUGCGAUUCCACGUGUGGGCACUGGGCUUCCUAGUACUUCUCGUGGUGUUUGUUCUCACUGAGUAGACAUGACAAGCCACUUGAGCCGUGCUGGACAAAGGGGGCAGAAUGCUCCCGAACACAGAUACCUGCCUGUCUGGAAUACUCUGCUUAUGGGUCCUUUCUUGUGGCAUCUGGCCAAUUGGUAGAAGAUGACUUGACAUCCCGCCUUCUCAGAGAUGGAUGGUGAUGUGUCGCGACACUAUGUUUUUUCCUUCCCUGUUCCCCAGCUGUGUGGUGGCACCAAGUCGGGGGCAAGUUUUGCGGCGCUGGUCUUCCGCUCUCCCAGAUGUUCAGGAACCUGUGGAUGUGAGAAAAUCUCCUACGCCCAGUGCACUGUGGACACCGAGCUCCAUGGAUCUCCCUUCAUGACCAUCGUGAGGCCCUUGGGCACGUACCGCUCCACUCACCCAGGGGUCUCUGGAUCGUGGCCCUGCCCCUACACCACAGGUAAGAUGAUAUUAACCAUACAAGUUGACAUAUAAACAAACCAGAAUUGUCUUCUGCUUUCUUAGUGAGUCAGUGGAGCAAAGGCAGAGUUUGUACUCAGGGCUUGACAUUCAAGGGGAAACUGGGCUGGGGGCAUUGUAACGUUGGAAAUUCCUCAGGACACACAUGCGUGUGCCUGGCUCUUUGCACACACUGAGCACGGGCAGGUGCCAUUGUUGGGAAGGAAAUGUCUCUGUUGCACAAUGGCAGACGUCUCUCUCUUACCAUCGUGCAUGUCCAGCAUCCACCUUUGUUGUUCUGGGAGGGAUGAAACACCUCUCCCUUCAUCUGCGGCGUGUAGGGUUUGAGCUGUCAGUUCAUUAGUUGUAUAAACACCUGACACAGGGCUGUGGUCCCUUCAUGGAUCAUUAGGGUAGGGGUCUGCCCUUGUCCUCUGCAGUCUGAAAACUUGUGGGAAACACUCUUGUGUGGUCAGGGAGGUGAGAAUGAGAAACAGUGGCAGAUGCCGGAGGCAGGUGUAGAGGAUUCGUUGGAAUGUUCCUCAGUCACUUCCGGGGGAGAAGCUUGUCUUUUCUAUGGCGUGGGUCAGAGUUUAUGACCCCCAGUGAGAAAAACUGAACACGGGACCGAGGUCAGCAGAGGGGCUGCCUUGGCCUCAGCCAGAGUCAGACUGUUCCUGGGGGAGUCAGGGCUGACCAGGAGCCACCCUAGCUGGAGCCCUGUCACCAGGCCUCUGUAUCUAUGUCACCACCCUGCCUGCAGCUGUGCACCUCCCCCGGGACUUCAGUCCCAGUGUCCUGCAGAUUUGCCUGUGUUCCAGAUUUCUCAGCCCAAAAACCAACUCUCAGUGGGGCCUUCUCAGGACGUCAGCUUUUUUUUUUUCUAAUCUGUGAAAGGGGGAGCAUACUGGAUUCUGAGGUCACUAGAGCAAUAGGAGUUGAAGUCCAUAAAGAACCUGCAGGGGUCCCUGGGCAGCUCAGUCAGUGAAGCAGCAGAAUCUUGAAUCCUGCUCAGGGCAUGAUCUCGAGGUUCUGAGAUUGAGCCCCCAGCCGGCCUGGGUGAUGAGUGUGGAGCCUCUCUGGGAUCCUCUGUCUCCCUCGCCUU
Mustela erminea (ermine) is the source of this 3499-nucleotide messenger RNA. RefSeq names its product melanoma inhibitory activity protein 2-like. The coding region runs from base 1 to 741 and encodes 246 amino acids. Lineage: Eukaryota; Metazoa; Chordata; Mammalia; Carnivora; Mustelidae. The transcript has 11 exons. The record is from RefSeq and is a predicted model, not a curated record.